Messenger RNA from Hevea brasiliensis (rubber tree), 780 nucleotides. Its product is annotated as 40S ribosomal protein S14-3. The transcript is spliced from 6 exons. Lineage: Eukaryota; Viridiplantae; Streptophyta; Magnoliopsida; Malpighiales; Euphorbiaceae. Gene Ontology annotation, biological process: translation; ribosomal small subunit assembly; maturation of SSU-rRNA from tricistronic rRNA transcript (SSU-rRNA, 5.8S rRNA, LSU-rRNA). Gene Ontology annotation, cellular component: cytosolic small ribosomal subunit; ribosome. Gene Ontology annotation, molecular function: structural constituent of ribosome; small ribosomal subunit rRNA binding; mRNA 5'-UTR binding. The record is from RefSeq and is a predicted model, not a curated record. The coding region runs from base 157 to 609 and encodes 150 amino acids.
GAAACUUCACACCUUCUCGUGUUAAAACCCUAGUCAUAUAAUAGCAGCCCAUACAGAGCUUCUCGUCACUCUCUAGGGUUUUCCCACUUCAUAACGCUCAGCCUCCUUAAGUCCCUUCCUUCGCUGUCUCCAUCGCAACCUCAUAUCCUUGCAGCCAUGUCAAAAAAGAAGACUAGAGAGCCAAAGGAAGAAAAUGUGACACUUGGACCUGCAGUCAGGGAGGGUGAGCAUGUUUUUGGAGUGGCACACAUCUUUGCAUCAUUCAACGACACAUUCAUUCAUGUGACUGAUCUCUCUGGAAGAGAAACCCUUGUUCGAAUAACAGGAGGCAUGAAGGUGAAAGCUGACAGAGAUGAGUCUUCACCAUAUGCUGCCAUGCUUGCAGCACAGGAUGUCUCACAGAGAUGCAAGGAACUUGGUAUUACUGCUCUUCAUAUUAAGCUCCGUGCAACUGGAGGUAAUAAGACAAAAACACCAGGUCCAGGUGCGCAGUCUGCCCUGCGUGCCCUUGCUCGUUCUGGAAUGAAGAUUGGUCGCAUAGAGGACGUGACACCAAUUCCCACUGAUAGCACUCGCAGAAAGGGUGGUAGAAGAGGGAGAAGGCUGUGAGCUUGUGUUUUUAUUUUGGGUUAUUCCCAAUUGGAUACUAUUUUUAUAUCAGAUCAAGUCACAUUCCAGUUUUGGAACUAAAUUUUAGUUUUUAUAUUAUGCUUUGCCAAUGAUUUAUGUUGAACUCAGAGUAGAAGAAAGGUGUUAUUGAAUAUCAGGAAUUUUUUAUCA